Acanthopagrus latus (yellowfin seabream) is the source of this 1289-nucleotide messenger RNA. RefSeq names its product MYST/Esa1-associated factor 6 (gene meaf6). Lineage: Eukaryota; Metazoa; Chordata; Actinopteri; Spariformes; Sparidae. Gene Ontology annotation, cellular component: NuA4 histone acetyltransferase complex. The record is from RefSeq and is a predicted model, not a curated record. The coding region runs from base 167 to 781 and encodes 204 amino acids. The transcript has 9 exons.
GCCCUCUGGCAGUUGGCACAGCGGUGUCAUCUCAAGCUCUCAGCUGUUGCGGUGGCGUACCACUGACUGGACCAGCAGCUGUUGGGGACUGCAGCAGCAACCCUCGCUGCUCUAUCAUCUCCGGCAGAGAGCAUCAGGAAACUGGGGUUAGAAAGCUACAUCCAUCAUGGCGAUGCAUGCGAAGACGACCCCGCCACAGAUCCCAGAUACCCGCCGGGAGCUCGCUGAACUGGUGAAGAGGAAACAAGAACUUGCUGAGACGCUGGUGAAUUUGGAAAGGCAAAUAUAUGCAUUUGAAGGCAGCUACCUAGAAGACACCCAGAUGUAUGGCAACAUCAUCAGAGGAUGGGACCGAUACCUCACCAACCAAAAGAACUCCAAUAGUAAGACUGAUAGAAGGAAUAGGAAAUUCAAGGAAGCAGAGCGUUUGUUCAGCAAAUCAUCAGUCACAUCAGUUGCAGCUGUUUGUGCACUUGGUGGAAUACCAGAUCACAUGAAUGAAAAACGUGAAGCAGGCAGUGGUACUGAAAGCGACGCCUCUCCAGAUCUCCAGAACCAAGAGAACGAGCCCAGCCAGGAGGACACAGAGGACGUUGACUCGACGCUUCAGGACCUAAAGCCUCAGAAGGCAGCCUCCUCAUCCUCCUCAGGCAGCCAUCACGGGAGUCACAAGAAGAGGAAGAACAAAAACAGACACAGAAAGCCGACAGAGCAGACACACACAAGGAAAGAUGGACAGUUAGACACAGGGCAAGCCAGCGGGAGUUGGAGAGAGAAGUGAAGGGAAUUCAAGAUUUGACAUGAAAGUGAACAAGAAACCGAGAGCUGAUUACUCAACUUAACAAAGACGACUGGAACACUUGGACACAUGAUGAUACGUGAAGAGAAACACAAGAUUUCUGGACUUUGUGAACUUUUUCUGCAUUUUUUUUUUUUUUCCUCCAAGUUGUCAUAUUUGAGCCUGUACUGUGUGUAUUGCUUGAAACAUUCCCCCCUGCCACCUACCUUUGGUCACGGUUAAGAUUUUUUUGACCUACCAAUCAAGUAAAAAAUACGGUGUUGCAUGUUACUUGAGGCCUGUUGAGGCCAAGCUCCUGUAACACACCAUCUUGUAUAGUGUUAAAAAAAAAAAAGAUUGUAUUUAUUAUGUAGAUCAUUUUCAUGUUUCCAUUGUGAGAAAGAUUUGCUUUUUGUUAAGCGUCAUAUGGUCAUUUAACCCUCGAAUACCCCGGAUUCUUUUAUUAUAUGGUUUGUUUUUCAGAAAAAAUAAAAAAUACCAGUAACGUGAA